Messenger RNA from Triticum aestivum (bread wheat), 3508 nucleotides. Its product is annotated as calmodulin-binding transcription activator 2. Gene Ontology annotation, cellular component: nucleus. The transcript is spliced from 13 exons. The coding region runs from base 255 to 3338 and encodes 1027 amino acids. The record is from RefSeq and is a predicted model, not a curated record. NCBI's taxonomy places the organism in Eukaryota, Viridiplantae, Streptophyta, Magnoliopsida, Poales, Poaceae. Gene Ontology annotation, molecular function: transcription coregulator activity; protein binding; double-stranded DNA binding. Gene Ontology annotation, biological process: regulation of transcription by RNA polymerase II.
GGCAACCGCGUCAUUUCCGCACCCUUCGCACAGCGUUCCGCGGCUCCGCUGCCUUUUUCCUCCCCCCUCACUCUCUUCUCCCGAAGCAAAUAUUCCAAUCCGACGGCGCCCUGCCCCGAGCCGAAGAAUCCCGUGAAGCCGCCCCCGCCGCCCGGAUAAAAAUUCCCCCCCAUAUCCCCCUCGGGAAGCGAGCGAUUGGAGCGGGGAGGAGUGAGGACUGAGGUGCGGCGGAAGGGACCAGGCCGGAUCAUCGCAUGGCGGAGAUGCACAAGUACGGGCUGUCCAACCAGCCCCCAGAUAUCCCCCAGAUACUGCAGGAAGCACAGAAUCGAUGGCUGCGACCCACUGAAAUCUGCCAAAUACUGUCGAAUUACAAGAAGUUCUCCAUUGCGCCCGAGCCGCCAAACAGGCCUCCAAGUGGUUCACUGUUUCUGUUUGACCGGAAAAUAUUGAGAUACUUCAGAAAGGAUGGACACAUCUGGAGAAAGAAGAAGGAUGGCAAGACAGUAAAGGAAGCUCAUGAAAAGCUGAAAGUUGGCAGUGUUGAUGUACUUCACUGCUAUUAUGCCCAUGGGGAAGAGAAUGAGAACUUCCAAAGACGGACCUAUUGGUUGUUAGAAGAGGGAUUCAUGAAUAUUGUUCUUGUGCACUAUCUUGAAAUCAAGGGUGGCAAACAAAGUUUAAGUCGUUCGAAAGAAGCUGAAGAUAGUCCUGCUUGUUCAAACUCUUUUGCUAGUCAGAGCCAGGUAGCCUCCCAAACUAUGGAUGCUGAAAGCCCAUAUAGUGGACAGAUUUCGGAAUAUGAAGAUGCUGAAACAGAUAAUUCUCGAGCAAGCUCCAGAUACCACCCUUUCGUUGAGAUGCAGCAGCCUGUGGAUGGAGUCAUGAUGGAUAAUCGGUUGGGUGCUCCAGCUCCAAGUACUUCUGUAAAUAAUCUAGGUUAUCAGGAUGAAAAGCAGGCUAGAACAGCUAACAUAAGCAAUAAUUUUGUUACUCACCAUGGCAUAACUAGUGUGUUCAAUGAUGUUGGAGCUGGAUUAAGGAGUGGUUCCAAAACUGCACUCGAUUCAGUGCACUUUGGUGAGCCCUUUCCAGAAUAUCCAACUGGAUUCAUGGAGCCGACACUCUAUUCUUCCGUUACCACCAUGGGGUCUAACAGUCUGGAUGAUAACUCUCGCUUAGAAACAUUGAUGACUGAGGCACUGUACACCAACAACCUUACUCAAAAAGAAACGGAUGCGCUGAGUGCUGCAGGCAUGACGUCCUCGCAGGUGCAUAAUGAUAGCUAUACAGAUGGAAGCAUGGGCUAUCCGCUAUUAAAGCAGUCAUCAUUGGACCUCUUUAAGAUUGAGCCCAAUGGGUUGAAGAAAUUUGACAGCUUCUCGAAAUGGAUGAGUGAUGAACUUGCAGCUGAUCUGGAUAUCAAAUCCAGUUCUGAUGCUUUCUGGAGCAGUACUGAAACUGUAAAUGUUGCUGAUGGCUCUAGUAUGAGUAUACCUAUGAACGAGCAGCUAGAUGCAUAUGCGGUCAGCCCCUCGCUUUCCCAAGAUCAGCUCUUUAGCAUUAUUGAUGUUUCCCCAAGCUGGGCGUACAAUGGCUCUCAAAAUAAGGUCUUAAUUACUGGUACAUUCUUGACAAAUAAAGAACAUGUCGAAAAUUGUAAGUGGUCAUGUAUGUUCGGGGAUGUUGAAGUACCGGUUGAGGUUUUAGCAGAUGGCUCCCUGCGCUGCUAUACACCAGUACAUCAAUCUGGACGAGUUCCAUUUUAUGUGACAUGCUCUAAUAGGGUAGCUUGUAGUGAAGUAAGAGAAUUCGAGUUUCGUGAUUCCGAGACCCAGUAUAUGGAGGCAGCAGAUCCCCAUAUUACUGGUAUCAAUGAAAUGCAUUUACAUAUUCGUCUUGAGAAGUUGCUUUCCCUGGGACCAGAUGACUAUGAGAAGUAUGUUAUGAGUGAUGGAAAUGAGAAGUCCGAGUUAAUCAGCACUAUUGGUUCCCUGAUGCUUGAUGAUAAAUUUACAAACCUGUCAGCACCAUCGGAUGAAAAAGAACUUUCUGCUGCACAGGACAAGAAUCUUGAGAGAUCGGUCAAAGAUAAGCUAUAUUAUUGGCUUAUCCAUAAGAUACAUGAUGAUGGGAAAGGUCCCAAUGUGUUAGGCAAGGAAGGGCAAGGCGUGAUCCAUUUAGUAGCUGCACUUGGCUAUGAUUGGGCUAUAAGACCAAUUAUUGCUGCAGGCGUACAUGUGAACUUUAGGGAUGUGCGUGGAUGGACUGCGCUUCACUGGGCCGCGUCAUGUGGAAGAGAGCGAACAGUUGGUGCCCUGAUAACAAAUGGAGCUGCAGCUGGUGCAUUAACAGACCCAACUCCUCAUUUCCUAUCUGGAAGAACGCCUGCUGAUUUAGCAUCAGAGAAUGGACACAAAGGCAUUGCAGGUUUUCUUGCAGAGUCUGCCUUGACAAGUCAUCUUUCAGCACUUACAUUGAAAGAAGCAAAGGGUUGCAAUGUGGAAGAAAUAUGUGGAUCAGCUGAAGCCGAUGGCUUUGCAGAACCAAGUUCUGCUCAGCUUUCUCGCCAAGAUUCUCAGGCAGAGUCAUUAAAAGAUUCACUUAGUGCUGUUCGUAAAUCAACUCUAGCUGCAUCCAAAAUAUUUCAAGCUUUUAGGGUGGAGUCAUUCCACAGAAAGAAGGUGGUUGAAUAUGGAGAUGAUGAUUGCGGAUUAUCUGAUGAGCGCACUCUUUCACUUGUUUCUCUUAAAAAUACCAAAUCUGGACAGAAUGAUAUGCCGCAUUCUGCUGCAGUUCGUAUCCAAAACAAGUUCAGAGGAUGGAAAGGAAGAAAGGAAUUUAUGAUUAUUCGACAGAAAAUCAUCAAGAUACAGGCUCAUGUAAGAGGACAUCAAGUAAGGAGAAACUAUAAAAAGGUAGUUUGGUCAGUAGGCAUCGUGGAGAAAGUUAUACUGAGGUGGAGGAGAAAGGGAAGGGGCUUGCGUGGUUUCCAACCUGACAAACAACUUGAAGGGCCGUCCUCGCAGAUCCAACCUGCAGAAGGUGGAUCUGCAGAAGGUGAAGAUGAAUACGACUUCCUGAAGGAUGGCAGGAAGCAGGCUGAAGGCAGACUACAGAGGUCAUUAGCUCGUGUGAAAUCAAUGACUCAAUACCCAGAAGCAAGAGAACAAUACAGUAGGCUGCAAGCCUGUGUUACAGAACUACAAGAGUCCAAGGCGAUACAGGAUAAGAUGCUAAGCGAUGCAGCUGGCGUCGAUGGAGGUGAUUUCAUGGUUGAUUUGGAGAAUUUGUGCGCGGAUGAGCUUUUAGACACACCGAUGUCCACUGUUUUGUGACGUUGAUGGGCUUUUACUAGACCAGUUAGGCUGUGACUUGUUCGUUUUACCAGACUAGUUGUAAAUUCUUGUGCUAGAUGUUCACUGCUCACCAUUUGACUCAAUAUAGCUAAUACUGUAAUACAUGGGACACAUAUAGUUCUUCUAUUAGUCACUUCAUGGUUGGUUUA